This is a messenger RNA of Hirsutella rhossiliensis, 1173 nucleotides long. RefSeq lists its product as uncharacterized. Bases 1 to 1173 code for a protein of 390 amino acids. The record is from RefSeq and is a predicted model, not a curated record. NCBI's taxonomy places the organism in Eukaryota, Fungi, Ascomycota, Sordariomycetes, Hypocreales, Ophiocordycipitaceae. The transcript is spliced from 2 exons.
AUGUCCAAUGCUGCGUCCAAAGCUUCCCCCGCCGUCCGCUUUGGCAUCAACACCAGACCUCACGAUGGUCGUAUCCUCUUGAUUGGUGACGCUCGUUCAUCUUUCGACUACUCCUUGAACGGAACCGUCGUCCCCGACAGGAUCGGCUGGUACUUCAAGCCCGACUCGUCCCAGGACUACAAGCUCGUUGAUGAUGCCGCAUUCAUCCUUCCAGGAGAUGGGGCUUCCGGCUUGCCCUCGACAUCAUACUUCUUGACAUAUGUCUCCCAGUUCAGCGUCCAGCUCAACCUGAGCGCUCUACGGGUGAAACCGGACUUGUCAGGCGACCUGAGCAAUUUUGCGAGACGUCAAGACGAUACGGGCGACGAGUCCCGCCUCCGCAAGAAAAUGAUGGUUCGAAUCUUCUGGACCGCAAACUCUGGAAGGACUGGCUAUUCUCAGUCAGGCCUCUUCACCGUUGCUCACUCCCGCGACCCACAGCUUGUGGACGAGGUCAGAGUGUGGAUGGACCAGCCUGAAGGCCAAAAUGGCACCGAGGGCACCAUAUCUGGAGACGCGUCAGUAGAGGGAGGCACUGGGGGGGUUACUUACGAUGGCGGCAAAGCUCAGGAGAGCCCAAACAACCAGCUAGCAUCAGGCUCUCGCGGCGGCGGCGGCGGCGGUCUUUCGACCGGUGCCAUCGCAGGCAUCGCCGUGGGAGUCAGCCUCGCCCUCAUCCUCCUCGUGGCCGGCCUGGCCUGGUUCCUGCUGCGUCGCCGCCAUCGGAAACAGCACGAGGCCGCCUGUGCUGCUCGGCGGCUAACUUCCAAGACGUCUGUGGAGGACAAGGAUAUGCAAGCGGCGCACGUCGCUGAUUCGCCUCGCUCACCCUACUUAGAUGGAGGGACGUCAACGCAAAAUCAGAGCUCGCCCGUUUCCCCGCUCGCGGGCGCCUCACAUAGCGAGGGAGACGAUGACCAAGCCGGGUUUACGCCGCACGAGGCCGAAGUCGCAGCUCUGCGCAGCUCGCACUCGAGCGCUGACGACCACGACGACCCUGCGCAGGCCACGCAGGGCGUAUCGAACACCGUUGCCCACCUGGUCGAAGAGGGCAUGACCGCAGAGGAGAUUCGCCGGCUCGAGGACGAGGAGCGGCAGCUGGAUGCCGAGAUUGAGCGCGCUGCCCGGCGAUAG